AUGAGCAACCAGCCGGCUGGCACCGGUUUCAGCUUCUCCCCCAACAUGCAGCCUGGCGGCCAGGCCGCCAGCGGCACCCCCGGCUCCACUGGCUUCGGUGGAACUAGCUUCGGGACCAGCACUUUCGGAUCAGGUGGAUUUGGCACCGCAGCUACUGGCACCACUGGCACUGGCUUUGGCGCGGCUCCUGCCACUGGUGGCUUUGGCUCCACCAGCUUCGGGGCGACUCCCGCUAGUGGCGGCUCCGGCGCCACCGGCUUCGGCAGCGGUGCUACCCCGGCCGCUGGGGGCUUCGGCUCCGCCGGCUUCGGUGGUGCCGCCGCUGCUCCGGCCACUGGUGGCGGCUUCGGCUCAGGCACCACCGGAUUCGGUGCCUCCGCCACGGGUACAGGCGGCUUUGGCGCCGCUGCCCCGGCCACUGGCGGCUUUGGCGCUGCUGCCGCUGCUCCUGCUGCGGCCCCUGCUGCGGGUGGCUUUGGCACCGGCGCCAGCACCCCGGCUGCCGGUGGCUUUGGCACAGCUGCCCCCGCUGCCGCUCCGGCUUCCAUCAGCUUCGGCACUGGCGCGACCCCGGCCACAGGCGGUUUUGGAGCCACAGCUUCCACCGCUGCCACUCCGGCCUCCGGUUUCGGCACCGGUACCACUGGCGGCUUCGGUACCAGUGCUACUACCGACAACAAGCCAGCUACCACGGGAUUCACCAUGCCCACCUUCGGAGCCCCUGCCUCGGCCCCCACCGCGGCCACCGAUUCCGCCACCAAGCCCACCGGUUUCGGCAGUGCCAGUACCACCUCCGGCUUUGGCGCAGGUGGCUUCGGCUCGACAUCUGCUGCUCCGAGCACCACCACCACCACCGCCCCGACGGCCGAUGCCAAGCCGACUGCUGGCACCGCUGCGCCCUCCUUCAAAUUCGGUGACACAAGUUUCGGCAGCACCUCAGCGGCGACGACGACGUCAUCGGCGACGGGCACCACCGCCACCGGUGCCACUGAGACCAAGCCCGCGUCCUCUGGCUUUAACUUCGGCUUUGGCAGCACCCCGGCCACCACUGCCGCCGCUGACGCCAAGCCUGCCACCGCUGCUCCUGCCCCGGGGGGCUUCUCCUUCGGUCCGACUUCUGCCGCGACGACCGCCGCCGCUCCUGCCGCCACUGCCGAAGCCAAGCCGGCUGCAUCUUCGGGUUUCACCAUGCCCACGUUUGGCAUGACCUCCUCGAGCACCGCCACCGAGACUGCCAAGCCGGCCACGGGUGGAUUCGGCUUCAAUCCUGCCACCACCACCACCACCACCAGCACCAGCACCACGGCCACUGGUGAUGCCUCGCCCAAGAAGACCAAGCCGACCGGUUCAACUGGUUUCGGAUUUGGUGCUGGCAUCGUGGCGGGGGCUCCUUCCACUCCGGCAGCCGACUCGGCUGGCGGUGCCCCGGCCACGCCGGCUGGCGCUUUCUCCUUCAAUAACAAGGCCACCAGCGGCACGACCACCGGCACCGCCGGCACCACCGCCGCAGCUCCGACUGCCACUGCUGGCACUGGGGCGGCCGCUCCGGCCGGCAUCACCUCGGGAUUCACCAUGCCCAGCUUUGGCGGGUCAUCUUCGAGCACCACUGCCACCGGCACCGGCACCGGCACCGGCACCGGCACCACCACCACCACCACCGACACGGCCGGCCCCUCGGAGGGCGGCAAGCCCACCACCACGAUCACCACCACCGGCACCACCACUACCCCGGCGGCAACCGGUGAUGGCAAGCCCGCGACCGGCGGUUUCGGCGCUUCUGCCACCACUACCCCGGCUCCGGGAGGGGACUCCAGCAAGACGGCUGCCGACCAGUCUGCCCCUGGGCAAGGCCUCAGCGCCUCGGCUCUGGGUGCUGCCCCGGAGAAGGAUCUUUCCCUGGACUCGAGCGCCAUCGCUCGCGGGAUGUCCUGCAAGACCGUCGAGGAGCUGCUGACCGAGUGGGCCACCGACCUGGACUCAUAUGUCGGUACUUUCCGGAAGCUGGCCUCUCGCGCGGCGGACCGCGAUGCGUCCAUUCUGGCCAAUGAGAGCCGUCUUUUGGCUCUGCACGAUGAGGUGGCCUUGACCAACCGCCUCCAGAAGGAGAUUUCUAGCAACAUCGAGUACAUCACCACUCAGCAGACCGAUCUUGAGCGCGCCAUCGAUGCCCUGGAGUCCGAGGUCACCAUCAUGCUGAAGCAGGCCGGCGACACCACCUCAGCCGAUGCGCAGCGCUUGAACUAUCUGAGCUUGGCGGAGAAGCUCAAUUCCCAGUUGGAUUCGAUGGAGCUGCGCCUCGAGGACCUGGUAUCCGACGUUAACCAGUUCCAGGAUCAGUCGUCCGGCAUCGACGCGGCGUCGCCGGUUUCGGCGGCCGCCUCCGCCACCUCCGGGGCCGCCGGCGUCGGGCAGGCCGUUGCCAGUCGCGCCAACUCCCUGAGCGUCAUUCUGGACAUCCUGAACAACCAUCUGGACACCCUGCAGUGGGUGGACAAGCGCACGACCGAAGUCCAGCGCCGUCUGUCUGCUGUGGAGGCGUCGAAGCGCCGUCUGUGAGUAGCUGCCUGGAAGGAGAGCGGCAGCGUCAGGGAGGGAGAAAGGGGGGGGGGAGGCAUCCUCCUUUCCACCACCAUCCUCGUGCGAUGUCGUACAAUCUCAUCGUGCUCCCCUUUUGUGUCUACCCAUGCUCCUUCCCCCCUGUCGCUCCCUGUCUCCUUCUUUCUUUCUUUCCCCCUCUCCUACCCUCUCCCUAUCUCCCUCCCCCCCCCUCUCUCUC
This is a messenger RNA of Fonticula alba, 2776 nucleotides long. RefSeq lists its product as hypothetical. The coding region runs from base 1 to 2556 and encodes 851 amino acids. The record is from RefSeq and is a predicted model, not a curated record. Lineage: Eukaryota; Rotosphaerida; Fonticulaceae. Gene Ontology annotation, biological process: RNA export from nucleus; protein import into nucleus. Gene Ontology annotation, molecular function: structural constituent of nuclear pore; phospholipid binding. The transcript has 5 exons. Gene Ontology annotation, cellular component: nuclear pore; nuclear pore central transport channel.